Molecule: messenger RNA, 553 nt
Organism: Suillus subaureus
Lineage: Eukaryota; Fungi; Basidiomycota; Agaricomycetes; Boletales; Suillaceae
Exons: 2
Coding region: 154-444 (96 amino acids)
Source: RefSeq, a predicted model, not a curated record
UUCCUGUCCUGAUAGUUCAAACAUUCAGUUUCCCAAGAAGCACAUGAGGAAGCGCUGGGCUCGUUCACAGAUGACUAACGAUCGACUAUAUUGGCCUCCUCGGUCACAAAUUGCUUCGCUUUGAGCUUGCAAGAACAUUCACACCAUGAUUUUAUGCGGUUUCUGCGAAUACGUACAUUACCCAGCCUGUCAGUACAUUUAAUGUUUCUCUCUGUUGUUGUCGCUGGUCACACGAGACUGUAUCUUUUUCCAUGUCAUUUGCCCUGUGAAGGACACUAUGGUUACUGCCUGCCUAAUAGUGUAUCCCGACUAUUUGUGUCAUCUUAUCAUGACGGACCUUUUUUAGUGCUUGCUUAUCCCAAACCUGUGACUGCACCGAAAUGUGAACUGGAGUCAGUCGCGAUAGGACUUCGAGACAGAAAAUACUCAGUCUUCCGUAGUUGACGAUAAAGUGGUACGACUCGGAGGCGCUGUUUGCCUGCCUAAUGCAGCCCGUACUGCCCUGUAACCCUUAUUCUCGUCUUAUUUUGCUUAUAUUCCAUUUGGUUAACGC